Molecule: messenger RNA, 2481 nt
Organism: Labrus bergylta (ballan wrasse)
Lineage: Eukaryota; Metazoa; Chordata; Actinopteri; Labriformes; Labridae
Gene: shda
Product: Src homology 2 domain containing transforming protein D, a
Molecular function (GO): phosphotyrosine residue binding
Source: RefSeq, a predicted model, not a curated record
CCCUUUAAGGCCGCCCGCCGCGCCAGUCGGUGUUGUGUCGGAGACGGUCUGUCUGACGGUCUGGACCAGUCCGGCUACCAUUCGCUGCUUGACCUGCUUGGCUCAGUGGCUGGACUGAUUUCACGGAUAACAAUGGUUUUUUAUUUUUAGGGGCCUGAUAAUAACGGUGUAAACGAGUUGCUGGAUGGCAGCCAUAAAGACGUAACUGGGCCACCGGGAAGCCGUCAGCGCCAAGAAAGAAAGGAGGAUCCAUGGCAAAGUGGCUUAAGGACUACCUGAACUUAGGCAGCAGGCGUGACCCUCCUCAGCCCCCGAGGCCAGACUACAGUGAGAGUGAGAUUUUGAGGGCCUACAGGGCUCAGAAGGAGCUAGAUUUCGAGGACCCGUACCAGCACUCUGAUAAGGAGCAUCAGAAUGGUGGUUUCAGCCCCUGUAGUGCCACAGUGAGCCUUCCCUCUUUCCCUGCAUUCAGCUCAGCGCUGCCUAAUGGUGUGGAGGUAAAAGUGGUGUCGCCCAAGCACAGACUAAUCAAAGUGGACUCUCAGGAGUUUGGUCGUUGCAAAGUGCCGCUGAGUCCUGUGACUGUUCAAGAGGAACCUGUGGUCCCAUCUGCUCCUGCAGCUUUGGACGCUGACACCGACUACUCUGAUCCGUUUGAUGUCCGUCCAGACCCUAGAGGCAGAUCAAACUGGGACAACAAAUCUGCACCAACAGACUGCUGCAGCUAUAUGGAACCAUUCGAGGCCCAGCGGAUCAUCUCCGAACUGCAGCACAGCGUGAUGAUUAACAGAUCUGGGAGCGGCGAUGGGGGUCAGUUAUAUGAUAACCCGUACGAGGAGAGGAUUCGUCACCAUCACCGAUCGGCUCCAGCAGGACAACAACACACUCAGAGGGUCGAGGGUGGACUGAUGGACGGCAGGGAAAGCAGGCUGCCUCAGGAUGAUGAGAGACCGGCUGAUGAAUACGACCAGCCGUGGGAGUGGAAGAAGGACAACAUCUCUAAAGCUUUAGCAGUUCAGUUUGAAGGGGCAGAAAGGGAGCGAUCGAGAGCUCAGACAGAACAGGCCAAGCUCACCAAGACGGGCACUACAUCUUCCUCAAAUGACUCGACGACAUUGCGUCUGGUCGGUGACACUCCUCCUCUCCUGGGAGAGAGGGUGGAUCCAUUCAUGCCACUUGAGAGACAAGUGUGGUACCAUGGCACCCUGAGUCGCCCGGAGGCUGAGGCUCUGCUGACUCUGUGCAAAGAGAACUCUUACUUGGUGAGAAACAGCCAGAACGGCAAGACGGACUACUCGCUGUCACUCAGGAGCUGCAAGGGCUUCAUGCAUAUGAAGUUUACUCAGUCUGCAGACGGGCGCUACGUGCUCGGAGAGAACAGUCCGCCCUUCUCCACCAUCCCUGAGGUCAUCCACUACUACACCACACACAAGCUGCCAAUCAGAGGGGCCGAGCAUAUGUCCCUGCUGUAUCCUGUCAUAGUGCAGACCCUCUGACACGAAGACACUCGCAUACUCCUUCUCCUGGUGCUACUGAGUACAGUAUCCGCUCAAUAUUUACCUUUUUUCUGUCCCUUUCCUUUCCUUCAUGCCUUUUCUCUGCAAUUCUACCUGCACAGCUCAUAGAGAUUGGACUUUUCAGUGCCGUCUUCUUCCGUUUUCAAAACACCCCAGCGACUACCCUGGCAGCUUAAACAAUGAAGCUCAGUGCCUCAUAAAUAUUCACCUGUGAACCAGUAUCAUCACUGAAACCCCUCUGUAUUACUCCUGGAAGUCAGCGAUGAUUGAUAAAGAUGUAUAGCCGAGUAUAAAUAGGUCAAAUUUCCAACGACAUACUCGAGGUGUCUUGAGACGGUAGACUCUUCUAAGAUUUUUGCAUGGGAGAUUUGUUUCUUUUACAGUAUUGAAAAGAGAGACUGUACUGCCAGGUCAAUUUUAGGGUGUAGGGAUAUUUCAUUUUGGUUUGUGCCAAUAAACUUAGGAACUUUUAUCACUUUUUUUUUUUUUUAAGUGACCCCAAAAAAAUAAAAUGUGCUUAUUUGCCGUUGGGAUUUGAAUUAGACAUAGGAAGUAGGAAAUGCAGUUUUAAAAAAGUGCUGUUACUGCAAACAAAAGUUUUACUGUCCCUUAAGUGUUAGUUACACUGUCAACCAAACACUACAUAUUUAUCCCUGGACUUGUGUGCUUCAGAGGCCUGUGAAUGUUCCACUGUGCUGUAGCUGCGUGCCCUGCAUUGUUCUCUCUUCAGAUCACAGUAAGUUUGAACGACAUAGCGACAGUACAUCAGACACACACGGCUUGUCGGCUUCACACAGGCUCCUGCAAUACUAGAGUAGAGAGUAAUAACUGAAGUAUUCUCUUGAAAGCUCGUGGCUUUGUGAUCAUGAUUAUUAAAGAAGCUUUGGUAGAUAAUUUACUGUUAUUUACUGUUUUAUAAGAUUUUAUGUGUGUGUUGAAAAUAAAGGUGUUGUCUGUUUUUAAA